AUGGCAUUGUCCAACAGCUUGGAUGAGGUUGUCUUGUCUUGCGAGCUCCAACUAUCGAAAGAUAAUCGUGGAUUUUGCAUGCCCGAUUUGACCCUUCAGAAUUCAACCGACAUACAAGAUGUCUUUCGUGAUAGGAAACGUUCCUACAAAGUCAAUGGACAGGAAGUUGAAGGGUGGUUUGCCAAUGAUUACACUGCUCAUGAGUUAUACCAUAAUGUAACAAUAAUGCAAAGUGUAAUGAGUAGAACAGCUGCGUUUGAUCGAAUGCCUACUUUCAUGAUUGAUGAUAUACCAAGGCUUGGUUCAUCGAAGAGAAGAAAGAACUUCUGGUUAAGUGUUCAGCACAGCACCUUCUAUACGGAAAACAAACUUGAUCCUGCAUCGUACAUUAAAAACAUUUCGAAUUUUGUCGAUAUAGACUACGUUUCGUCUACGGAUCUUAAUUUCUUGAGGAAACUGAAUGGCCAAGUGAAAAACACGACAAAGAUCAUCUUCCAAUUCCUACCAGAUAAAGCAAUCGAACCCACUACGAAACAAGAAUAUGGUUCACUACUGAAGAAUCUAUCUUCCAUCAAGUCAUUUGCAUCUGGGAUUCUUGUACCGAAAGUAUUCAUCUGGCCCGUAUGUAAUACUAGUUAUCUGAAGCCUGCCACUAGUCUGGUAGUCGAUGCUCAUAAGCUUGGCCUAGAAGUAUAUGCUUCUUGCUUUGCAAAUGAUAUCCUAUCGAGUUACAAUUACAGCUAUGACCCCACAGCUGAGUACCUGCAGUUUAUUGAUAAUUCGGAGUUUGCUGUUGAUGGGGUUCUUACUGAUUUUCCUUCCACUGCAUCAGAAACAAUUGCAUGCUUAGCAAAUAACAAAAAUAGAAGCAGGCCAGCCGGAGGAAAACCUUUGAUCAUAACAAGCAAUGGAGCGAGUGGGGUCUAUCCCGGCUGCACAGACCUGGCUUAUCAGCAAGCAGUAGACGAUGGAGCAGACGUAAUAGAUUGCUCAGUCCAAAUGUCCAAAGAUGGAGUAGCAUUCUGCUUGGGUUCACCAGAUCUCACCCUAUAUACUACAGCCUUGGCUACUUUUACUUCAAGAUCUGCUAAGAUCCCUGAAAUUAAAAAUAAUAGUGGAAUUUUCUCAUUUGAUCUCACAUGGAACGAGAUUCAAACUCUGAAGCCUCAAAUACACGAAGAAUACGCAAGGGAUGGUUUUCGAAGAAACCCAGUAAACAAGAACGUGGGUAAGCUCGUGACUCUCUCCGAGUUUUUGGAGUUCUCCAAGAAGAAGGCAGUUUCUGGGAUUUUAAUUAAUAUAGAUCAUGCAGCAUUCUUCGCAUCACAUAAGGGUCUUAACUUAUAUGAUUCCGUUGCCAAAGCUUUGAGCGAUGCCUCAUAUGACAAGCAAUCCAACCAAAAAGUGUUGAUCCAAUCCGACGACAGUUCAGUGCUAUCGAAGUUUAAAGAUGUCUCAAAUUACAGAAGAGUACUGAACAUCAGAAAGCUAGUGAGCAAUGUGUCCAACGAGAUGGUGGAGGAAGUCAAGAAAUAUGCUGAUGCAGUCAAUCUCCGAAAAUUCUCAAUCAUUCCUACUAGCAACUACUUAACCCUUCCUAACACUAACGCGGUUGAAAAAAUGCACGCAGCAAAUAUAUCCGUGUACGUUUCAACUUUCAGAAACGAAUUCAUCACAAUAGCACACGAUUACUUUGGGGAUCCAAUGGUGGAGCUUGCAACUCACAUUAUUGCAAUGGGAGUUGAUGGUAUUGUCACCGAGUACCCGGCAACUGCAAACGCAUAUCUGAGAAGCCCGUGUGCUGAUCCCAAAACAAAGACCCCAUACAGCAUCUUGCCGGUCAUGCCGGGGAGUCUGCUCAGCCUCAUUAAUCCUAAAUUUAACACCCCUGCAGAUUCCCCUACGCAUCCCCUUGCUACUACAGACGUCGUUGAUCCACCACUGCCUCCUGUUUCCAAUGUCUCUCAUGUCAGUAAAACUGCCGCAACAGCUCCGGCCCCUCAGCAAAGCGGUCAGGCAGCACAAGUAGCUAAUGUGGGCCUUUGUCUAGUAGCAACUCUGGUGCUUAGUUUGCUUACUAUGGGACAUUAAACAAUGGUUGGUUUUGCAUGGGACUCUAACCACAUGCUUAAUUUUCUUGUUUUUCAGUCAACAUUGUUUCUUUUCAAUUACAUUAACAUUGUAUUUUAGUACAUUUAUAGUAAAUGCUACUUUUAUUUCAG
Cornus florida is the source of this 2222-nucleotide messenger RNA. Its product is annotated as glycerophosphodiester phosphodiesterase GDPDL7-like. The record is from RefSeq and is a predicted model, not a curated record. Gene Ontology annotation, molecular function: glycerophosphodiester phosphodiesterase activity. Lineage: Eukaryota; Viridiplantae; Streptophyta; Magnoliopsida; Cornales; Cornaceae. The coding region runs from base 1 to 2091 and encodes 696 amino acids. The transcript has 8 exons. Gene Ontology annotation, biological process: lipid metabolic process.